AUGUCACGCUUUGCCGCCGCUUCCGAUUCAGAUAAAGGGACAAAUGGAGAGGUUAGUUACCUAAUUGGAAAUAACGAUGGCGUGUCUGAUAUUUUUCAAAUAGAUGAAAAUGGUUUGGUGACGCUGGUCGGAAAACUCGACUUCGAAACAUCCAAGCAUUACCAAAUUGAUAUAGAAGCAGUAGAUAACGGUGGGCUGUCAGAUUCUAGUAAGAUAAUCGUGGACGUGAUUGACGUAAAUGAUAACGCGCCUGUCAUCACUGCUAUGUCAAUAUCUACAGCGAUACCCGAAGAUUCUCCACAAAGUACAGUGAUUGCCAUCAUCAGUGUUAAUGAUCCGGAUUCCGAUAGUAAUGGAGAGGUUCGAUGCCGUGUAAAUGAAAAUAUUCCUUUUACGAUUAAAUCCACUUCUAAUGGAUUUUAUAGUAUUGUGACAGACAAUGAUUUAGAUCGCGAGAGAGAGUCUCAGUAUAAUAUUAGUGUGACGUGCGCUGAUGAGGGCGUACCCUCUCUCUCCAGCAGCUUCACUCUCUCUUUACAGAUAUCAGAUGUUAAUGAUAACGCACCUGUCUUUGAGAAAAGCUCUUAUGAGGCCUUUGUUUUAGAAAACAACACACCAGGUCUUUUCAUCUUUACAGUCCGAGCCAGAGACUCAGAUUUUAACCAGAAUGCUCGCGUGUCUUACAUACUGGAGGACUCCUCUGUUAAUGGAGCGCCCGUCUCCUCGUUAGUGUCCAUCAGUGCUGAUAGUGGAGUCAUACACGCAGUGCGAUCUUUUGAUUACGAGCAGAUCAAAGAUUUUCAGUUCCGCGUAAAAGCGCAAGAUGGAGGCUCACCUCCUCUCAGCAGCAAUGUCAGUGUGAAAAUAAUCAUCCAGGACCAGAAUGACAACGCGCCUCAGGUUCUGUAUCCGGUCCAGUCUGGUGGUUCCGUGGUGGCUGAAAUAGUGCCUCGUUCGGCAGAUGUGGGUUAUCUGGUCACUAAAGUGGUCGCUGUUGAUGUUGACUCUGGACAGAAUGCUUGGCUCUCAUAUAAACUGCAGAAAGCCACAGACAGGGCGCUGUUUGAAGUGGGCUUACAGAAUGGAGAAAUAAGAACUGUACGUCAAGUGACGGAUAAAGAUGCUGUGAAACAAAGACUCACUGUUGUAGUGGAGGACAACGGGCAGCCCUCUCGUUCAGCUACAGUCAAUGUUAACGUGGUUGUGGCGGACAGCUUUCCUGAAGUGCUCUCGGAAUUCACCGACUUUACGCACGACAAGGAAUACAACGACAACUUGACUUUUUAUCUAGUCUUGGCUUUGGCUGUAGUUUCGUUUCUUUUCAUCGUGUCUAUCAUCGCCAUAUUGUCAGUCAAAUGUUACAGAUGGCGACGCGAGCGAAUGCUUUACAAAUCUGGAGCGAAUCUUCCAGUUAUUCCGUAUUAUCCGCCCCUUUACGCAGACAUAGGGGACAGGAACUUUACAGCACGUGUACAAUUAUGAUGUUUGCAGAACCACUGACUCCAGAAAGAGUGAUCUGAAAUAUGCCAGACCUUACAGUGAGAGCAUCAUUAGUCUGGACACCAGUGGAACACAGACACUCACGCAUGCCCAGAAUAAGAAACUUAAU
Paramisgurnus dabryanus is the source of this 1609-nucleotide messenger RNA. The record is from RefSeq and is a predicted model, not a curated record. NCBI's taxonomy places the organism in Eukaryota, Metazoa, Chordata, Actinopteri, Cypriniformes, Cobitidae.